Molecule: messenger RNA, 3787 nt
Organism: Pogona vitticeps (central bearded dragon)
Lineage: Eukaryota; Metazoa; Chordata; Lepidosauria; Squamata; Agamidae
Gene: HS6ST2
Product: heparan sulfate 6-O-sulfotransferase 2
Cellular component (GO): membrane
Molecular function (GO): heparan sulfate 6-sulfotransferase activity
Source: RefSeq, a predicted model, not a curated record
GCCGAGGACGAGAGCCCGGCGCGCUUCGUGGCCCGCCAGAACUUCUCGGCCGCCGACCUGCUCCGCCGCGUGGACUUCCGCAUCGCCGGCGACGACCUGAUCGUCUUCCUGCACAUCCAGAAGACCGGCGGCACCACCUUCGGGCGGCACCUGGUGCGCAACAUCCAGCUGGAGCAGCCGUGCGAGUGCAAGGCCGGCCAGAAGAAGUGCACCUGCCUGCGGCCGGGCAAGCGCGAGACGUGGCUCUUCUCCCGCUUCUCCACCGGCUGGAGCUGCGGCUUGCACGCCGACUGGACCGAGCUCACCAACUGCGUGCCGGCCGUGGUGGACAGCAAGAAGGAGGCCAGGCUGCGCCCCACCAGGAAUUUCUACUACAUCACCAUCCUUCGGGACCCAGUCUCACGCUACUUGAGUGAAUGGCGGCAUGUCCAAAGAGGAGCCACCUGGAAAGCGUCCUUGCACGUCUGUGACGGGAGAUCGCCGACGUCGGAAGAGUUGCCCAGCUGUUACUCAGGGGACGACUGGUCCGGCUGCUCUCUCCAAGAAUUCAUGGACUGCCCGUACAACCUGGCCAACAACCGCCAGGUGCGCAUGCUGGCCGACCUCAGCCUGGUGGGAUGUUACAACUUGUCCGUCAUGGCGGAGGACCAACGGAACAAAGUCCUCCUCGACAGCGCCAAGGAGAACCUGAAGCGCAUGGCCUUCUUCGGCCUGACCGAGUUCCAGCGCAAGACUCAGUAUCUCUUCGAGAAGACCUUCAACAUGAACUUCAUCUCGCCAUUCACGCAGUACAACAGCACAAGGGCCUCUAGCGUAGACAUUGACGGGGAGACCCAGAAGCGCAUCGAGGCCCUCAAUUUUUUAGAUAUGGAACUCUACGAUUAUGCAAAAGAUUUGUUCCUGCAGAGGUACCAGUUCAUGAGGCAGAAGGAGCACCAGGAAGCCAGGAGGAAGCGGCAGGAGCAGAGAAAGCUGUGGCGGGCGAAGCAGGUUCACAACAAGGAGCAGGGGAACCCCAACUCCACAACGGACUACAUAGGGCAUGUGGAGCAGUGGCGAUAAUGGGAGCCGGAGGCCUUCAAGCGGAGCGCGGACUUGAAAGCCCGAACGGAACUGUGGAGUCAGGCAGGAUGGGAGAGUCGGGAGAACCGCCCGUCACCGAGGGCGGUUCAGAAACACAAGGGGCUCUUUCAGCCAUCUUUGCCGCCAUUUUUUUUUUUUGCAUUCAAUGUCGUGUCGUCCAUGGGUUAACUUUUUAAUCUCUGUGUGUCUCGGGUCUGUCCCUUCAAAAAAAGGGGGGAAAAAGAGGUUGGCCUGUCAGGCAGAGCAGCAAAACUACCGAGGGGAGGUCUUAGACAUGGUCGCUUGAAUGAAAUUCAUAAUGUGGACACGAGAAGUGAGUAACACCCUGGGGUGCCGUUGGGAGGGUGACCAUUUGCGAGGUGGAGGGGAGGUGUUCAGGAUGGGAAGAUGAUGGUGUGGGUGGAGGAGACCCCUGGGGCCAUCUUCUGUAUGGAAAAUUACAGACUCUUGUUCCACUAGGAACAUGGGGAGAGGCCUUCUAUCUAGUCCUAUGUGGUCAACUCUGACUGGCAGCUAAGACUCUUUGAUGGCAAGCAGGAUUCUUCCCUAGCUGUUCCUGGAGGUCCCAGGUACUCCUUAGCCAUCUCCCACCCAAGGGCCAACCUGGCCUGACCUGCCAUCUUCCCACAUCAGGUGAGAUCCGAUAUUCAGGGUGAUGGGCUAGGAAUCCGUUGUUGCUUAUAUUCCAUCUCAACCUGGGCAGUAAGAUAAAGAAGAGGGAUGGCCAACAGCCAGAACUUUAUAGUCUUAGACAGAAAACUGUGCCGCGCGCCACGGGUAUGGGCACGAACAUUUUCCUCUGUCUUAAUAUUCUCUUGGGUCAACGGCUGGCAUGGUUAGUGUGAGUUUGAUUCGGUUUGAUACCAGACGUAACGAGUAAGGGACAAAACGGGCAGAUUGCCUUUAGGGUCCUCCACUAGAUGUGUCGAACUACACCACCCAUCGUCCCCAUGCACAGGCCUGCUGGUGGGGCUGAUGAAUGGUAAUGUCCAACCCAUUCUCUUCCCCCCCUCCCUGUUUAAAUCAGAGCAGGUCCUCUUCAUCUACUUUGUUUUUAACUAAACCGGAGGGUUCUCCUUUUAAAAUCCAAGCCGCACCUUGUUUUAAAGGCUGAGAUGCUUUAACUGGAAGCAGGGGUGUGAGAAGCAAACACCUUGAUUCCAAAGUUCAAUUUUAAAUAAAAAGGGAAUCCUUCCUCCCCCCUCACUCCCCAGUUACUCUCUCUCCAGAGCCAUGGCAGAUUCGGGGAUGGCGUACAGAUGCUCUGAAGAAUUACUGUACCUGUAAGGCGUCUGUCUCAGUCAAAAGGCUGUGGAUCUUGUUUCCAAUCUCUGUAGAUGUUUGUGGAGCAUUUGCAAAAUAAUGGAAUAUUCCACAUGCAUUCUUGCUUGGUUUUAACAACUCUCUCCUUCCCCAUUCCCGCAACUGGAUUUGAUCACUCUGAACCCAGCAGAGCUCACCAUUUUGUCUCUUGUUAUAUUGGACUUUUCCCCCAUUAAAGAGAGUAUUUGCAGCUGAACGUUUGAGGAAAUGCAGGCAAUUUGCCUGAACUUGUGGCUGGUUUUCUGCCCACUCUGUUUUGGGUUUCUUUGUGUGUUUUUUGGCCUGAUCUGGCAUUUGAGCAGUCCUUUGUUUACCAUCUUCAGAGACCUGCAGAUUUUAGGGACUCGCAGAAAACGGACCUGACAGAAUGCUUCAUCCUUACACUGCGAUCCUUUUCAGCAUCAUACAAUAGUUGCACAAACCUCACGUGCGUGUGUAAGGAACGGGACACCAGCCAUGCGUUGGAAACAGUUGCAUCAGGAUCUUGCUUCAAAUUCAGUUUUUGUACAUUUGGGAUUUAUUUUGGCCAUUUCCAAGCCUAGUCUGGCCUCCGGAGGAUGCUAGGGGGUGAACAUUUGGCCCUUUUGCCUGCCCAAGUUGCUCACCUUUGAAUUAAAGGAAUAAAACGUUGCCUCUGAAAAAAAUCUGGAGAAAAACAGUAGCCAUAUCUUUAACCCCAUUUUAAGAGAAGGUUAGACAAAAGAUGAUAACCGAAGAUCAAGGGGAAAGAAGCUACAUUUAGUACUGAGGGUGAGAGUCAACCAUAGGUGCAUAAAACAUCUGUCCUUCUCUUUAACGAUAGCAUUGAUACAAUAAAACUUUAAUUACCGUCUUCGAUAGCGGGCCGAUUAUUUUAGGAGCUCCCUCGGAAUUGGAGACGCCUCCCCUCGCCAUCCAUUUUUCUGCUCUUAAAUUGCAAACCAUAAAAUCAGAAGAGAGAAGAAUGUAGGAAAAGGGUUUCAGCUUAUCUUGAAUCAGAUCAUUAGUUUAUCACAAGCUAGUACAAUCUGCCAUGGUGGCUCUCCUGAACGAGUCCUUCUCAAACCCAUUUCUUGAGGGAGGUGGAAGUUGUGAUCCAAUGAAUCUAGAAAUGUGUCUGCUGCCUUGCACACUCCUCUGACCUGGCGCGCAGAGAGUACAUCUGGACUCCUUGAGUUGCUUUGUGUGUGGCGAAGGAUUAGCUGUGUCCAACUCACGUUCCUUUACCUCCAAAGUAGUGGAAUUUCAUAAGAGAUGGCCUUGUCUCUUGCCCACGAGGGACCACGAAUCUUGUCGCUGACAAGAAGCAAUGCUUGGCUUCAAAAAUAGGAAAAAAAGCUGCCUGGGGCACAGGCUUCUUCCAGCUAAAAUGCAUCUAAAAUAAGAGUGUGAGAGGCAUCUG